GCGGAUCCUCGGGGGAGGGGCGACCAUGUACUCGCCGCGCACCGAGAAACCCUACUUCUUGCUGACGUUGGUCUUCUCCCAAGUUCUGUUCCUUUUGCUGUUGUAUCGAAGGGGAACCAGCAGCCUCCUCCACGGGCUCUUCGGGGGCGAGGCCUGGCCGUGGGAUUACGCCGACACGCACGACGUGUACACCAACCUCAGCCACUUCACUCCGGACCCCGACGCCGUGAGGACCGAGUACUGUCCCGUUAAGUCACCGAUACUCGUGGGCCCGAUAACGGUGAUUUACAGCAAACCCCCCAGCCUGAGGAGGAUCCAGCUGAAGAACCCGUCCGUGAAGCCGGGGGGAUACUCCAGUCCCCGGCACUGCUUCGGACGCUACAGGAGCGCCAUCAUCAUCCCGUACCGCAACCGGGACGUCCACCUGCGCUACCUGCUCUACCACCUGCACCCCUUCCUGCAGCGCCAGCAGCUGCAUUACGCAAUAUUCCUGGUCCAGCAGGCUGGAAACGGCACUUUCAACCGAGCCAAGCUCCUUAACGUCGGGGUGAGGGAGGCGCUGAGGCUCGACGACUGGGACUGUUUGAUUUUCCACGACGUGGACCUCGUCCCGGAGAACGACUACAACCUCUACGUCUGCGAUGGGUAUUCCCCCAAACACCUGGCCAGCGCCAUGGACAAGUUCCACUACAGGUUACCCUACUGGGAGUACUUCGGCGGGGUCUCGGCGCUGACCCCCGAGCAGUACAUGAGGAUCAAUGGAUUUCCCAACUCGUACUGGGGAUGGGGUGGAGAGGACGAUGACAUCGCCAUGAGGGUUCGCUUGUCGGGGAUGAGUAUCGCUCGGACGCCGCUUGCUCUCGGCCGGUAUAAAAUGAUUCCGCACGACCGAGACACGGGCAACGACGAGAACACGAGAAGGUACAGCCAGCUGAGAAACACGCGGAGAACGUGGCGAGACGACGGCAUGAACUCUCUUUUUUUCAAGCUGCUUUCCAGAGAGAAAGCCCCCCUUUAUACCAACAUCACCGUUGACAUUGGGGAAGCCCCUGUGAUGACCACCCCCCCGGGCAAAUCAAGGUUUUUCUCCUUUUAAACUGACAGUGGGGGCAGUUAAACACACCAUUAAGCGGGUCCCGGAGGUGCUGGGUGCCUGGCGGACCCCCGUUAUUAUCACCGUGGCCUUAUUGGAUAAUAAGUUACAAGUUCUGCUCCAA
Messenger RNA from Spea bombifrons (plains spadefoot toad), 1217 nucleotides. RefSeq names its product beta-1,4-galactosyltransferase 3-like. Bases 26 to 1096 code for a protein of 356 amino acids. Gene Ontology annotation, biological process: carbohydrate metabolic process. Gene Ontology annotation, molecular function: glycosyltransferase activity. The record is from RefSeq and is a predicted model, not a curated record. The transcript has 6 exons. NCBI's taxonomy places the organism in Eukaryota, Metazoa, Chordata, Amphibia, Anura, Pelobatidae.